Messenger RNA from Lucilia sericata (common green bottle fly), 3487 nucleotides. RefSeq lists its product as uncharacterized. The transcript is spliced from 2 exons. Gene Ontology annotation, cellular component: phosphatidylinositol 3-kinase complex. Gene Ontology annotation, biological process: intracellular signal transduction; phosphatidylinositol phosphate biosynthetic process. Gene Ontology annotation, molecular function: 1-phosphatidylinositol-3-kinase regulator activity. Lineage: Eukaryota; Metazoa; Arthropoda; Insecta; Diptera; Calliphoridae. The coding region runs from base 319 to 1563 and encodes 414 amino acids. The record is from RefSeq and is a predicted model, not a curated record.
ACAAAAACACACACACUCUACAAACAUACAAUAAAAUAAAUUUUUGUUAUCUGUGCGAAAUGUUUGCAUUUUUUGUUAAUUUAAUCAUAUAUUCUUCAUCUAAUACAAGAUAUAAACUAGUUGUACAUACUUUUUAUUAACUGAGUGACUAAUUUCUAUAAAAAAAUUAUAAAUAUUAAGAGCUUUCUCAAUAUUUAUGGAAUUAAAAACUCCUGUAGCUAAAAAAACCCCUGCAAAGUGUUGGAAAACAAAUUAUACGGGCAGCCACAGAUAAUAAUUUAAUAAAUUAUAAAAAAAGUAAUACCAAACAAACGUAAAAUGAAUUACAAAAAAGCUGUAUUACAACAUGAAAGUAAUAGCUUAACACAAACAAUUGAAUUACCAACAAAUACGACGGUCGCAGCAGAAGCAGCAACAACUUCAGCAACCGUGAUGACAAAUGCAACAACAAGCACAUCGACAACGUCUUCAACCAAAGAAAAAGAAAAGAAAGGAGGUUGGUUUCAUUCAUUAACCCGUCGUAAAAAGACUCCAUCACAAUCAUCCAUAAAUUAUACAAAUUCCUCGACUCCAACAUCUAGAGAAUCCAAUGAUAUGGUGAUAAUGCCAACAAAUCCUACAAACAGUUAUUUACAACACACUAAUAACAAUAAUGAACCCUUAAUGAGAUCCUGUAAUGCUGGCUCCACGGCCAAUGACGAAUUAACAUCAGCUGAUGUACCCAGCUGUAGUAGCAUUAGUGCUGGCGGCGGCGCACGCAAACGUAAAGAUGAAAAGAACGUAUUUCAACGUUUGCGCAAGCGUAUGGGUUUACGUUUUUCCUCCCUCAGGCGUCACAAACAUUCAUCGCUAGAUGGAGAAGGUGCGACCACUGAUGCUACAUACGAGUUUCUUACACACUCACCGCUACACGAACCGUUGCAUUUCAAUUUUAAACGGAGCUCGAGCAGUAACUGCGCCACUGCUGGUCUUUCCACCGAUGACAAUGAUAUGAUACCGUUUACAAAUGAUUUUAAACGUUUCAUACGAAAAAAAUGGCUGGAACGAGAAGACGGUCCAAAUUUGAUAAUGUACGAAGCGAGUUCGGAAAUGUUGAACCAAGUCUGGUAUUGGGGUGAAAUCUCCCGACGUGAUGCGCAAAAACAAUUAACGGACAAACCAACCGGUUCAUUUUUAGUACGCGACUCCGAGACGAGCGGCUGUCAAUUUACUCUAUCGUUUCGCAUUAUCAACGUUACCCUGCACUAUCGUCUCGAAUAUCGCAAUGACUAUUGGCAUUUCGAAGAGUUACAAUAUGAGUCGAUUGUUGAAAUGAUUGAGGAUAUUUUAUAUCGUUGUACAAAUGAUAAUUUUGUUUGUUUCGUUAAGGUACCAAAUGAAAUGCAACCACCGUUUCCAGUUAUACUAAAAUAUCCACUUAGUCGAUAUCUAAAUAUGCCAAAAUUACAGGAUUUAUGUCGUCGUGCUAUACAGCGUUCAACGAAACCGGAGGAUAUAGCAAAGAUGUCUAUACCGCCUGGUCUACAAGAGUAUUUAGCUGAAAGCAGAGAACUUGUAUUUUAAACGCACGCACAUACAUAUGAUAUGUAUUUGUAAUUUAAGUGAAAUAUGCAGGAAAAGAAAGAGAAAAAGUAUGUAUAUGUAUUAUUUUUUAUUAGUUAUUUUAGUUUAAUGUUUUUGAUUGUUUUUUUUAUAUAUAUAACCAAAGAUUAUAUAAAUUUUAAUAUUUUUAUUUUUCCCAUGCUAUGUUAGGUGAGUGGUAAACUAGUAAUCCUAACAUUCAAAGUUUUAUUAAAUCUAGAUUUAAUAUUCGCAGAGAAUAAUUUUUUAGCAGAUUUAUUAAUUGCUGUUUAAAUGGAGUCACAAACAAUUAUUCAUGAAAACACACACUGCCAGUUUCUUUAUAUAAAAUGAAAAAUAAUAUGAUAAUAUUUCUCUAAUAAUAAUUUCAAAUCCAUUUUCUCAAUCUAAGGUUAACAUUAAACCGGCAAAAUAUAUUUUGCGAACGGUUUUCAAAGAGAAAAUUUUUUAAAUAACGUUUUACCACUCAUUUUCAAUAUGGCACCAAGAAAAAGUUUUUAUUUUUAUUUUAUUGUAAAACAAUUUAAAAUUGUUUAUUAAUUCAUCUAUGAUAUUUUUUAUAAAUAAUCAAUACAUCACUUAUUUAGAAGAUAUUUAUGCAUAUACAUUUAAAUAUUAAUAAAAUAUAUAUUUAAUAUUAAAAUUUUAACUAUUAUUAACUAUUCUGGUCCUAAUUAAGCAUUGCUUAUUUUUAUCUCAUUGUCUUCCUUAAGAAAGAAAAAACUAACAAAAAACAAACACAUAAAAAAUUAGUAAAAAGAAUAUUAUUAUUUAAGAGAUAAAAUUAAAACUAAAAUAAAAUGUCACAAAUAUUUAACAUACAAAUUACCGAAAUAUGUCACUGUCCGAGCCAAAGCCAAAUGCAAUUUUGAAAUAUUUGAAGUGAAAUGAAUAAAUAGUAAAUUUCUCAAAUACAAAAAAGCCGUAUUUAAAAAAAUGCAACAACAAACUUGUAAUUACAACUUCAGAUAUUUUUAAAAAUAUAUACUUUCAAAUUGUCUACAGUAUACAUCUAGUUAUUACUAACUAUAAUUCUAUUUUACUGGGCAUUUAAAUUUCGGCCCCUUUUUCACAAACAACAUUUUUAUUUUAUAAACGGUUUAUAAAUUAGAUUUUGUAUGAAAAUUUUGUUUUAUAAACCGUUUAUAAAAUAAAAAUGUUGUUUCUGAAUAUAUCUGAAAAGCACAAAUAAAUUUAAGAAAUUAUGAUUGUUUCAAAUUUAAACAUUUGCUGUUAUAUCUCAAUAUAUGUUUAUAAAUCAUCUCACAAAACUAUAUUUGUUAUGCACAAUUAUUUCCUUUAAGUUUUUCUUUUUAUAUCCUAAUAAAAUAACCAAAAAAUAUAAAUAAAUUUAUAUUACAAAAUCUAAUUAUACAUUAAUUACCUUUAUAUAAUACGGAAAUAAUAUUAAACAAAUAUAUUAAAAAAAGAGUAUUAAUUAUAAGUAUUUCAAUGUUAGUUUGUAGAAUGUAUUCCAAAAGCAAUUUUAUUAAAAUACAAAUAACUAUAAAUAACGACUAAAUUUUAAGUGGAAAAAAAUCUAUGCUGUUAUAAUUUUUUUACACAAAAUUUUAUAUACUAUUUUAAUUGAAGUUUUUCUAUUUUUUUAAAAUACUCUAAUAUCACUACUAUUAAUAAUGUAAUAAACUAUUGAAGUAAAUAGUUCAUAUGUCUCAAACUUUUUAUAUAUUUUUUACUGGUCAGAAAUAUAUUUUUAACUUUUGAAUUGUCAUUAAUUAUUUUGUAGUAUUUAAAUUGUUUAAUUUUUACUAGUUUACACUCAUUAUUAUAAAAAUUAUAGGUUUUUGUAACAUUUAGUAAUUUCUCCUAAUAUGUAUUCCUAGAAUCUUAAUGUUUAAUAAUGAAAGUUGAGAUUUAUGCACAAGCUGUAUAAGGCCUUUUUCUU